Molecule: messenger RNA, 3304 nt
Organism: Carassius gibelio (silver crucian carp)
Lineage: Eukaryota; Metazoa; Chordata; Actinopteri; Cypriniformes; Cyprinidae
Gene: brca2
Product: BRCA2 DNA repair associated
Biological process (GO): regulation of DNA-templated transcription; double-strand break repair via homologous recombination
Cellular component (GO): nucleus
Source: RefSeq, a predicted model, not a curated record
AUGGCCAAGGAACAAAUUGGUAAUCACAAUGACAACUCUAAUUUAGCAGAAAUCUCUGUGAACUCUCCAAACAAGUCAACGUUUACAACUUUUGAAAUCAGUCCUGAUAGUGGUUGCCCCACCACCUUUUCAGAUUUUGAUAGUACAACAACCUUGUGUGCAGAUAUCAAAGAGUUUUCUCCUUCUUUUAAAAUGGCAAACAACAAGGCCAUUUCCAUACUGAAAAAGGAUAUAAUGAAGGCCAGAGCAUCAUUACAUGAAGCUGCAGGGGACGUUUUGAUCAGCACCUUAAAUGGAACUACUCUGAAACAUCAAACAAUAGAAACAUUGUGCAAAUCAGUUUCGGGAAGCACUUAUGCAAACAGAUCACCCAUAGAACAAUCCAUCUUCCCUAACCAUGCGUCAAGACUGCGUGUUAGUAAUGCUCCGAAGAGUGACAGUCCAAAGAGCUUUCAAAUUAAUAUUUCAAGCUGCUCUUCACCACAGUCAAAUGAAUCUGAUUAUAAAACGGGUUCAAAGAGGAAUAUUACAGUUUCAAAUGUUGGCUUUCAAACAGAGACUCUGAGAGAAUUGAGGAGAGGUUCAGACUCAUCAAAGUUCACUCAUCAAAAAUUGGAUUUCAAAAGGAGUGCUGAAAUACAGACUAUGUUCAACAUUAGCAGCGCACACAAUCCCACCACAGUGGACUCCAGCCGUGAAGAUGAUGAGGAGAAUGCCACUCAAAAGGCUGAUGUUACAGAAUUGUGCAAUCUUUUGGAGGAAGCAAAUAGUCAACAUGAAUUUGCCCAUUUCAGACCAACGAAUCAUGGCUCAGACAACCACAAUACAGAGAAAGAGUGGGAUCCUGAUAUACUCUACGGCAUUGACGUUGAUGAUAGUUCUAACUGUAGUGAUGUUGUGAAAGGAAAGCAUCCUGUCAAGAUGGACUCUUCCUCAGUAAACACUUCUGAUCAUAUUCAAAUUGUAGAUGCUGCCAAAUGACCAUGCAAUGCCAUGUCAAUGGAAACACAAAAUGCAAUUGUGCCUUCGUCAUUGGCUGAAGACAGUUCUCUAGUUGGUGGAAUUAAAAGUAUACAGCCCUUAUUUCAGUGAUGAUACUUUUUUUGGUUUCAAACUGCUAAAGGGGAAGCUAUAAGCAUGUCAGAAAAGAGUUUAAACAAUGCAAGGCACUUUUUUGAAGAGAAUGAUCAAAAAGCCAUUCAUAAUAAAGAAGUCAAGGUGGAUAUCAGAGUAAUAAAGCCAGAGCAUGUUGAAACAGAGCCUACAUUCAAUACUUUUGACAGUAUGAGCACAGAAAAUAAAACCUAUACCUUCAGAUAAACAGAUGUAGAUUUCAGCUCUGGAAAUGUAAAUGCAGCUUAUAAAGAGAUAAAUAAGCAAGUGACAGAAAAUUAAGGAACAGAGCGGAAUUGUUUAGGUGAAAAAAUAGAUGUUUUUCGUGUUGACGCCAAUAGUCAUUUUGGUUUUAGUACAGCCAGCGGAGCAAAGCCUAAAGCCAAGCCUAGGAGCCCUAAAAAGGCUCUCCUGCAAGCAAGACGACUUCUUAAUGAUGUUGACCACUUAGAAGAGUGGCAAACAUGCGAACUCACUCUCCAUGGUUCUGGAAACCAUCACGCCUCUGUCAACAACUAGCCUUAAGAAAGCAAAAGCAGUUUCUUGGAGUAAUACUUCUGUAAAAUAAGUCAGCCAUACUUAGUAACCAAAAUAACUGAUGGUGUGGACAGUCUUUCCUUCAACAGCGAGGUCUUUCAAGAACAGAAUUCUAGCAGUGAUACUAAAGAAGUUUUUGCAAAGAUUUUUCCCUCAGAAAAAAAAAUUUUUUCGCUUCAGUCAGAGGAAGGCUAUGGCUUUCAGACCGCCAGUGGCAAAGGAGUUUCACUUUUAGUCGGGGCCAUUAAUACUGCCAGUGGUAAGAAGGUGUCCAUCUCAGCUGGAGCACUUCAGAGUGACUAUCCGUCCGCUAUCUGGCAGCCUUUACCUUGCAAAGACUUCUGGUGCUCCCAGAAUAGGUCUGAGAGAUGUUGUGGAACGCAAAUGUCCCGGUCGAUAGACACAGGAGGAGAUAUGAUGAGAAUCUUGGAGAUGGCCGACACUCCAGCUAAGAUAUUAGUGCUCUGUUUAUGUGGUGUUUCUCAAAUUGGUCAACAUCCAGAAAAGCCAGUGAAAGAUGACAAAACUCCUAAUGCAAAGAUGGAGUCCUGUGUGGUCUGGCUCACAGAUGGCUGGUAUUCUAUCAAAGGCCAGUUAGACAUUCUGCUCUCUGCCAUGCUGAACUACGGCCGUCUCCAAAUCGGUGAUAAGAUUGUGACCAGUGCAGCUGAGUUGGUUGAUUUCCAAGAAGCCUGUCCUCCUCUGGAAGCUCCUGAAUCUCUGAUGCGAAAGAUUUCAGCAAACAGCACUAGACGAGUUCGGUGGGAGACUAAGUUUGGUUACUAUCGUGACUCUCGGCCUAUCAUCUUACCACUAUCAUCACUGCUCACUACUGGAGGUGUUGUAAGCUGUGUGAAUAUUGUGGUGUUGAGAAGUUACCCCACUCAGUGGAUGGAAAAGAAGCCCAAGGGUGCCUUCAUAUUUCGCAAUGAUCGUGCAGAUGAUCGAAAGGCCAGAAAACACAGCAACUCCAAGUAUAAAUCCAUGAAUGAUCUUAUUUCCAAAAUACAGACCGAAAAAGAAGUAAAAAAGAAGUGGAAGGUAAAAAGAACAUUUAGUCAACAUGAGAUUGAGCUGCAAGAUGGGGAAGAGUUAUAUGAGGCAAUGGAAAGUGAUCUUGUCUUUGAGGACAACACUUAAAUUAAUUUACAACAAAGUUGUAUUGUAAUUUUUGUGAUGAAUUCAUUUCUAAUUUUUUUUUUCCUAAUUCAUUUUUGUGAUGAAUGACUAAAAAAACAGAGAGAUAAAAAAAAUAGACUUGCAAACAUGGAAGGACUUGGGUCAAUAAUAAUAAUGAUUUGAUAGUGUGCUCUUUUGACUUAGAUUAGUAAGUAACCAACUAUAAUGCCCUAGCAUCAUUGGGCAAUGAAUUUUGCACCUGCCCUAACUUUAUUUAUCUCAACGAAUGUACAAAUCUAAAACUAAAACUUGUAUCACAAUAUGUUGUUUUGAUGUGUUUCUAUUAAUGAACAGCAGGUGGCGCCUUAACACUUGCCUUUGACUUGCAGCGAACUGUUCAACUCUGUAGGAAGAUUGUGAAAUCAUAUCUGCCAUUUCCAUAUUAAAUCUGAAGCAAUGUGAAUGGAACAAGUAAUAUGAAUGUACUUCUUAAUAACCACCAGAUAUUGGCAGCACAGAAAGCAAUGGGAAUGAC